This is a messenger RNA of Paramacrobiotus metropolitanus, 6413 nucleotides long. RefSeq lists its product as uncharacterized. NCBI's taxonomy places the organism in Eukaryota, Metazoa, Tardigrada, Eutardigrada, Parachela, Macrobiotidae. The transcript has 7 exons. Gene Ontology annotation, biological process: polysaccharide biosynthetic process. The record is from RefSeq and is a predicted model, not a curated record. Bases 305 to 6166 code for a protein of 1953 amino acids. Gene Ontology annotation, molecular function: pyridoxal phosphate binding; transaminase activity; hydrolase activity, hydrolyzing O-glycosyl compounds.
CUAUCAUACAUCACUUCCUAUUCUGAUCUACUUGUCAAAUCGCCCUCUAAUGUUCAGAAGAAAUCUCGGUUACGCUGCACAGUAUAUAAGCUGUCCAGGGAUUAGCGAGUUCUUUGCAGUAAAUCUAGUUAUUUGUCAGUUUUGAUCAAAUUCGUUUAACUGUACAAAAAUUGUAAAUUUGACAUUGCACAAGACAGUGGUUCGAACUUCAUGCUAGUGUAUAGCCAUUUAUUCGUUAUUGUUGAUCUACCCUAUUCCAAAUUGUAUCUCCGCUCGCUUCCCAAAUUGUAUUUCGAUUUCAACAAUGUCCGGACGUUGUCUGUUAUUGUCCAGCCCGCGCGCCGGGUCGACUUUCUUGCUCAAUCUGCUUCGCCGUCAUCCUCAGAUCAUGCUAACCGGGGAAAUGCUCAGCGACAGCAGAAUCAUCGAAGGCGAUCCACUGGAAGACCUUGACAAAAAGCUAUCCAAAAUCAAAUCCAAAAGCAUGGUUGGAUUUAAGCUUUUUCCGGAGCAUCUGCAACUGCGUGGAAUUAAAUUCGAUCAAUUAGUGCGCCAUCUACAAAUUACACACGUUAUCGUACUGUGGCGUGAGAACCUGAUCGAACAACUGGCAUCACUAAAAAUUGCCCAAGAAACCGGGGAAUGGUUUUUACAUCCGGGAGGUGACAAUAACAAGCCGAAGCCAAAGGUCACCAUUUCCUCGGAAGAAUUAGACGAUUACAUCAAAGAGACGGAAAGCGACUGGGCCCAAAUCGGUGCCACAUGGCCGGUAGACGUUAUUCCGGUGUUUGUCAAAUACGAAGAUUUGGUAGAAUCACCGAUGCAGGAAAUCAGGAAGAUCCUCCAUCGCCUCAGUCUGGAAGACGCGGAUUACGAGUACGAUGCUUAUAGUCAGAGACAGAAUCCAGAAGCACCAUGGAACAAAAUUGCCAACUGGACUGACCUUUCCACGGACGAACAGCUGGCAACAGUGGACAUCGAGUUGAUAGUGCAGAAAGCAAUUAAUCAGUCACUGCAGGUUCCGACGGAAUUACUCCAGUUUGUGCCAGAUCGGGAGCCACCGCGGCCGGAAGCGGGAUGGCGCUAUCAAGUGUCUGCGCCGUACAUGAGUGACCUUAUCAAGGAAAAUGUUGCUGCGUGUUUAAAUUCUGGCAGCGUUUCUUCCGCUGGCUUUUGGCCGAAAGAAAUGAUAAAAAAGCUGAAAUCACUGUUUCAAGUCCCCGUGGCACAGCCCUGUUGCAACGGUUUCACUUCCCUAAUGCUGGCGUUACAAGCCGCCAAUAUCGGACCCGAUGACGAAGUCAUUAUCCCUUCCAUGACAAUGAUCGCGGUUGCCAAUGCCGUGCACUACGUUGGAGGAACUGUGGUGUUCGCCGACAACGCGGACUCCAUGUAUAAUCCGGGGUGGAAAGAAAUCGCCGCCGUGGCCACAUCAAAAACCAAAGCGGUCAUCGUGGCGCACACCUACGGUGUCCCUGUUCACGGUCUGGAAUCCAUCGCCGCCGAAUGCAAGCAACGCGAUUGGUGGCUUAUUGAGGACAUCAGCGAGUGCGUCGGAAUACAGUACGAAACCAGCACCGGUGACCGUAAAUAUCUGGGGACAUUUGGAGAUUUUGCGUGCGCCAGUUUGUAUGCCAACAAGAUUAUCCAUGCUGGGGAUGGGGGAUUUGUGUUAGCCAAAGACCCAAAGCAUGCCGCAUCAUUGGCCAGCUAUGUUAACCAUGGCUUUACACCUUCGUACCACUUUGUGCACUUCAAACGGUCUAUUAAUGCCAAAAUCAACGGGAUUGGCGCAUCGGUUGCAUGCGGUUGUCUGGACGAAAUCAGCAAAAUUACUUAUCACCGAGGCCAGUUGGCAAACUGGUACCGUCAAGCCCUUCAAUCCACACCGCUUCGCUUGAUGCCUUCGUGUGGUCCGCAAGAUACGCCAUGGGUGUUCGGUGUGGAAUGUGAAAAUAAAACCCAGCGCACGCGUCUGCGUGCGUUGUUAGCUGACCAUGCCGUUGAAACCCGAGACUACUUCUUUCCUCUGCAUCUCCAGCCUGCUUACCGACGACCCGAUGGUAAGGUCACUCGACUACCAAAUGCAGAGAAGAUGGGUAAUCGGGGAUUCUAUUUGCCAACCCAUCCCAACAUUACCGAGAGAGACGUCAAAUACAUUGGGCUGAUUAUUCAAGCUUUCUUCAAUACAGAAAAAAAUUCGUCUAGCGUCAUUCGCAUUCCGCUAUUGCCUGACAUAAUUUCAGAGCCGGAAAAGGUCGAGGACCGGAUCCAGUUUGAACCCGAUGGGCUGCGCUUGAUGGUCAAACGCCGUACUGGAAACAAAGUCACCCAUUUCUACCGUGACCAUCCGUUAUGUCAUGCCGUUACCGUUGGUCUGGAAGCGCAGCAGUAUUUAAUCAAGGAGAGAUUUGAUGACGGUGCCAGCAUCCUGAAAUCCGUUAAAGAAAUUCUUUCCGACACUUCCGAUGACAACCUCCAUACGAUUAGCAAACAUCUCGAUCCAUACGUCAAAUACAUCCAGUCUCAGACUACAUUGGAACCGGAUCAGGAACGACCAUGGUUGCACGAAAAUCUACAAGCAACGGUUUAUCAACCGGCUGCGAAUGUCCGCACUACUUCCGAUCCGGAAACGUUGCAGUUACUGGUUUGGCUCAUCAAAACCUAUAAACCAAAGACCGUUUUCGAGCUGGGCUGCUGGUUUGGUCAUAGCACGCUGUUAAUGGCUCUAGCGGCCAAAACGGACAAUUUACCAACCAAGUUUUUUGCUUGCGAUGGCUUCAAAAUGCAAGACUGGAUGCUGCGAUUUAUGUCGCCGGAAGAUCAUCCCAACUCCUCCUCGUUCCUCGAUAUUUUUCGGCGCAAUAUCGAACCGGUCAAGGACGCCGUUUUUCCUAUUCGAUGGGCAAACAUGGGUACGACACAACUUCCGGUCAUCUUAACCGAAACCGAACCGGUCGAUAUGGUCUUCAUCGACUUUACACAGGAAGCCGAAGAACUGGAGACGACAUGGUUGGCUUUGAAAUCCCGUCUAAUUGCCAACGAAACAUUAAUUGUUUUUAACGGAUUAUCGCAGACAUCUAUUCCCUUCUUUUCCAAGUAUUCCAAGGAUCUGGUAACUAUGCAUAAACCGCAUACCAUAGCGAAGGUGUUUCGUUAUGUUCCGGCACCGGCUGUGAUUGAGCAGCCCAUACCAUCUGAAACAGUAACGAUGCUGGCGAGAAAAGUGAAUUUCUUACUGGAACCUUUGUGGGAACACCACCACAAGAACGCGUUCUUCCAGGCCAUGUCCGAAUUGAAAGCAGCCAUACAUGAUGCGAAAAGCCCGGUUAGCUUCAUUCCUGCCGUGGAAGAGUAUCUGUGCAACGAUCAUGAAGUGUUUCUCACCGGCAAGCCAUGGAUGGGAAUCGUCCAUCAGGUGCCGUACCAUGCUGAACAAUUCUAUCAUCCCGACUUGAAUCGCUUAUGCCAACCGGGAUCAAAAUUCGAAAAUCGAAUGAAAAACUGCGUUGGACUGUUCACGUUGACCAAGGUUCAAGAAUCGUUCCUUCGGGAUAAUCUCAACACGGGUAACCACAAAAUUCCCAUUCAGUCCAUCACGUAUCCAUACGCCACCGGAAAUUUCCCAUUAAAAUCGGAAAAUAGUGCAUCUGGACUUUUACAUUCCGGCGAAAAGGUCGACCUUUUAUUCGUGGGAAGUUUCGCUCGUGACUACGACACAUUCUAUGAUUGCCUUGUUCCGAAGAAUAUUCAAAAAGUUUUACUGCUGUGUGAUAGCUAUUCCAAACUGUUAUUGUCGCAAGAUCCGUCACCCGCGGAUGUCGUUGUUCGUGAGCGACUAAACGAAGUAGAAUACGAGCACGCGUUGAAAGAGUCUGUUGUCUUCCUGGCCGUCAAACACGAUGGAGCAGCGCAUACUAUCAUUCUGGAAUGCGUAGCCAAAAAUAUUCCCAUUCUUGCGCCGGCUUUCGAAUCGUGUAAGGAAUAUCUUGGCGACAACUAUCCCUUGCUGUACGAUCCCAACGAGGCAACGAAAGACUUCCGGUUGCUGUUAACAAAGGACAAGAUCGACGAGGCGGUUCGAUAUCUGGAGUCGGUGGACAAGCACAAGUUUUCGGUCGGUCACUUUGUCAACGCGGUCCAGCAAAGUACGGUGUUACUGUCCCUUCCUCCUAUUACAACACCAAAAGUUACGCAAAAGUUUGACGUGACCGUAUGCAUUUGUUCGUACAAGCGCACUCACCAUUUACUAAAGAUUCUCACGGCUAUUUGGGAAAGACAAGACUUUUCUGGAACAAUGCAGAUAAUUGUCUGGAAUAAUAAUGAAUGGCGUUCCCGUCUGGUACAUCAAAUCUGUGAACCAUUUAUUGCUCGCUCAAAUUCCCAGCGCAGUCUGGAGCUGGUCAAUUCCACAGCAAAUUAUUACUGUUCGGUGCGCUUUGCCAUUGCUUCUUUAAUGAAGAGCGACAACCUACUAAUUUGCGAUGAUGACAUUCUUCCUGAAAAUAAUUUUAUCCGCUUUUUCAUGGAAGCACGAGCUGUACACCCGGAGGAUGUACUGUGCUUGCGUGGGCAUAAAUUUCUCCCGCAUGAGCUCAACUACGACGACCCGACGCUUGUGUGGAACGAUUAUCAGAAACUGCGAUUUGUUGGUGACGAUAAACCGGAACAAUAUAUUCACUUUGCUCAUGCCGACGCCUGUUUGAUUCCGCGACAGGCACUACGCGAAUGUGCUUCGGUGUCCAUGCCCGAUGAAGGAUUUAAUUUGGUAGAUGAUUACUGGAUGAGUUUUGUGCUGUCACAUAAGUUUGGACGAAGAAUCCGCAAAUUAUGCGCCGAAGCGGGAAAUAAUCCCGUUGAGCGAGCAGAGGACUCCGACACAGUCGGGCUGGCGCUGCAUACGCGACCGGAAGUCAAAGAUGCUCGGAUUCGGCUUUACAUACACCACAUGUUGCAAGGCUGGCCAACGUGGAACGAAGCGGAGAAUCUGAGUCCAACGCUUGGUUCCUUGACUGCUGUACCGGCACAGCCAACCGAGAAAAUGCGGAAUACAAAGCAUAAAUUUUGGAUGAAGCCUUUUGUUGGGUAUAACGCAAGUAGCCGCUUGUCAGCCAAAGAUAUUGAUGAUCUUUCCAUUGCCGGCGUCGAGUGUAUCCGUAUCGGUGCAGUGGGUGUGAAGGAAGAAACCGACUAUGACCUUUGUGGUUUCUUGACUGAACCAUAUAAACAACUAACAGCGCUAGUAAAAACCAUUCAGGCUUUAAAGGAUCGAAAAAUUCAAGUCGUCAUUACUUUGGAACGGCGCUUAGCUAAUGCCGCCACCUGGAAGCUUAUUGCCGAAUAUUGCGGGUGUUUGGAAAAUGUUGUGGGCUAUGAUUUAAUCAAUGAGCCGUUUACCGCUACUGACGAUGAAUCGCACGCCGCGGAUAUUUCGGAUGUUACGGACCCAGGAAUAGAGAAUCUUUUGUUUACCUACAAAGAAAUGAUUACCGCCAUCAAAGAAGUUGAUGCGGCUACUCCGAUUCUCAUCGAACCCACCUUCUGGGCCCAUAUUAACGCCUUAUCGAACUUCCCCAUCAUAUCGCUCACGGAAAUUGAUCCGUCCCUAAUCGUAUCGGUCCACUUCUACGAGCCACGCAAACUGACCUACCGCGCCCAAAACAAGCGACGCUACGGUUAUCCCGGCAAUGUCCCUGUCUGGGACUGCCAGCAUUCGGAAGUGGAGCAGUGGAAUAAAGGUCAAAUCCGUCAACGUCUCCAGAUCGCCAUUCAAUGGGCCACCGCCCACAAAGUGCGACUAUGUGUCGGGGAAUUCGGUAUCUGUCGGGAUACUGUGGGAGCACGUGAAUACCUGGAAGAUUUUAUGGAAGCAUGCCGAGAGAAAGGAAUUGGUGCAUUUCUGUAUGGUUUUCGGGAUAAGUACUGGGAAGGAAUGGAUUAUGAACUGGGAGUAAAGCGGAUCGCAGCGACCGGACCAUGGGAGACGAAUCCGCUUAUGCAGACAAUUUUGAAUGGUAUUGCAAACGCUAAGACCGGUAUACUGAAAACCGGUGUCACAACGGACAAGGGGCAACGUGUCCUGGAGAAACGAAUUAGUAACAAAGAGAUCAUCGAGGCGGAGGGCAAUAACCUGUUGGAUUAUUAUGGUGUAAAGACUUUAGAUUAAUUUGGAUUAAUUACAUUAAUUAUUUCCUCAUGCGCUGUGAUUUAUAUGUCCGGAUAAUUCUACCAACUGCGCUAAUGCGGAAAGCAUUCACUGCGUAUACGUAUAUAUCUUCACUGGGAAUGUCGAUUGUGAUGGCGUUAUAUUCGGCAUUUGUCUUUUGCAUCACAACGGUUCUUCAUGUUGAGCACUGUGCAUUCCCCGUUAAUCGUUCACCUAGAUUAAUAAAUCUGUAAAUAUGUUUGCAAUG